AUGGAAAAAAUCGAUAUUGAAUUUUUGAGUAAUUUGUUCGAAAUGAAUAACAUUAUGGAGGGAAAGAGCAUAAAAAAAUUAAUUGAAAUAGGAGGGGAUCAGGGUUUGUUAACAGCAUUUUAAUCUAAUGUUAAUGUAUUAAUAUUUGAUUUAUAACAGAAUGGAGUUGAUUCAAAUGAAAAUGUUUUAAGACUUAGAUAAUUGUAUGGAGAAAAUUUACCUGUUGAAAGAGAAUUAUCUUCUAUAUUUUCUAUGAUUAUAGAGUGUUUUGGAGACACCAUGUUAUAAAUAUUAUUAAUAGCUGCAUUAGUCUCAACUGGGAUUGGUAUCUAUAAAGAAGGUAUUGAGACUGGGUGGAGUGAAGGAGCAACAAUAUUCUUUGCAGUAUUUUUAAUAGUUUCAAUUACUGUUGGAAAUAAUUAUGUUAAAGAAAGAUAAUUUCAAAAAUUAUACCAUAAAUUAGAUGAAUCAAAGUAAUAAGUAAUUAGAAAUUCAAAAGUAUAAUAAAUUGAUAGCAAAGAAUUAGUUGUUGGAGAUAUUCUUUUUUUUAAUAUUGGUGAUUUAUUAUAGGUAGAUGGAUUAAUGGUAUCUGGAUCAGAAGUGAAAAUGGAUGAAUCAACAGUUACAGGAGAAUCAGAUUCUAUACGUAAAUUACCAUAUAAUGAAAUAACUGAAUAUUUAAUGAUGAAAUCUAGUUAAUCUUAAUAAAUGAAAAAUAGUAAUUAAUUAAAGAAAUAGUUAAAAAAUGCAUCUCCAUUUAUGAUUUCUGGAACCAAAGUAAUGGAUGGCACAGGAACUAUGUUAGUAUUAACAGUUGGAUAAAAUACAUGUGCUGGAAAAACAAAAUUAUUAUUAGACUAAGAAACUCCUCCAACUCCAUUAUAAUAAAAAUUGGAAGGAUUAGCAGAAGAUAUUGGUAAAUUUGGUACAUUUGUUGCUAUUAUUACAUUUUUUGCAUUGUCAAUACAUUAAUUAAUUUUGGGAUUUAUGGGUUAUAAUAAAAUUUUGAGUGUAGAAACAUUACAAUUUGUUAUAUAAUCAUUCAUGAUAGGAGUGACUAUUAUUGUAGUUGCAGUACCAGAAGGAUUGCCAUUAGCAGUUACUAUAGCAUUAGCAUAUUCUGUAAAUAAAAUGAAGGAUGAAAAUAACUUAGUUAAAAAUUUAGCAUCAUGUGAAACUAUGGGUGGAGCUAAUACUAUUUGUAGUGAUAAAACAGGAACAUUAACAUAAAAUAAAAUGACUGUCACUGGAUUAUGGAUUGAAAAUGAUAUUUUUAUGAAUUAAGCUAUUUAUGAUAAAAAGGAUGCUUAAAUACCAAAAUAAAUGUAAGAAUUACUAGCUGAAAGUGUAACAUUUAAUUCAACUGCUUAUCCUACUAAAACAGAUACAGGAAACUUUAUAUAGACUGGAAAUAAGACUGAAUGUGCAUUACUUGAAUUAACAGAUAAAUUUGGAUAUAGUAUAUCUUUAUACAGACCUACUGAUAAAAUUGUUAAAGUCUUACCUUUCAGUAGUAGAAGAAAGAAGAUGGCUACUGUUAUUUAUUAUAAAGGAUUUUUAAGAGUAUUUGUUAAAGGAGCAUCAGAAAUCAUUUUGAAUCAAUCAACUAAAUUAAUUGCAAAAGGAUAAGAACAUUUUUUAGAUGAAAAUAAAAAAAAAUAAAUUAAAUAAGAUGUUAUUGAUAGAUUUGCUUCAAGAUCUUUGAGAACUAUUGCAAUAGCAUAUAAGGAUACAAAUUAUAAAGGAACCCAACAUUAAUUAAAAGAAUUAGCAUUUAAUUUAACUGAAGAGGAGUUGGAAAAAGAUUUAGUUUUAAUUGCAAUAGCUGGAAUUAAAGAUCCAAUAAGAAAAGAUGUUCCUAAUUCAAUAAAAGCAUGUAACAAAGCUGGAAUAUAAGUCAGAAUGCUUACAGGAGAUAAUACUUUAACAGCUAUUGCAAUUGCUAAGGAGAGUGGAAUAUUAUCAUCAGCACAACCUAAGGAAUAUGAAUGCAUGGAAGGAAAGGAUUUUAGAGAAAGUAUUGGAGGACUUGUGACAUCUUAAGUAGAUGGUAAAAAAGUAUUAAGAAUUGCUAAUUAAGAAAUAUUUAAUAAAAUUAGCAAAUAGUUAAAAGUAUUAGCCAGAGCUACUCCUGAAGAUAAAUUUAUGUUAGUUACUGGUCUUAUUGAUCAAGGAAAUAUUGUAGCUGUAACAGGAGAUGGUACUAAUGAUGCUCCAGCAUUAAAAAAAGCAGAUGUAGGAUUUGCAAUGGGUGAAUCUGGUUCUGAUGUUGCUAAAGAUGCAGCUGAUAUUAUAUUAGUAGAUGAUAAUUUUAGUAGUAUUAUAACAGGUAAAAAUUAUUCUUAUUAUUAUUAGCAAUUAAAUGGGGUAGAAAUAUUUAUGAUUGUAUUAGAAAAUUUAUCUAAUUUUAAUUGACUGUUAAUAUUGUAGCAUUAUUUAUGGCUUUUUUAGGAGCUGUCAUUCUAAAUUAAUCUCCUCUUAAUACUAUUUAAAUGUUAUGGGUUAAUUUAAUUAUGGAUACUUUUGCUUCUUUAGCAUUGGCAACAGAACCACCUAGUGCUGCACUUUUGGAUAGAUAACCAUAUAAAAGAACCUAACCAAUUGUUUCAGCAUAUAUGUAUAGAACAAUAUGCUGUCAAAGUCUCUAUUAAUUGGCUGUUCUUAAUUGUAUUUUAUUUCUUUAUCCUUCUGAUGAGGUAUUUAAUUAAUUAUUAUAAAUUAGUUGACUAAACUCAGUAUCUUUUUUUAAACUUUUGUAAUUAUGUAAGUUUUCAAUUCAAUAACUUGUAGACAGUUAGAUUAUCAAUCACUUAAUCCAUUUAAUAAUUUAUUCAAUAAUGGAAUGUUUUGGUUAAUAUAAUUAUUAACAGUAGCAAUUUAAUUUGCAUUGUUAGAAUUUGCUGCAAGUUAUGUUAAAGUGAGAUAAUUAACACUAAUUGAACAUUUGAUAUGUACAGGAUUUGGUGUUUUUGGAAUACUAGCUGGAAUAAUAUUUAAAUUAAUACCUGAAGGUUGUUGGAGGAAGGUACAUCUAUUUAAAGAGACAGAAAUAGCAGAGGAAAAUAUGGAUGCUACAUUAACAAGUUAAUUGAGAAGAAAAUCUUCAUAAAGAUUGCAUUCAAAAGUAAUGAUCAAUGUAAAAAGUGGAGAACAUAAAUGA
Messenger RNA from Paramecium primaurelia, 3160 nucleotides. The record is from the annotation of a GenBank genome assembly. NCBI's taxonomy places the organism in Eukaryota, Ciliophora, Oligohymenophorea, Peniculida, Parameciidae.